Messenger RNA from Labrus mixtus (cuckoo wrasse), 3194 nucleotides. RefSeq names its product extracellular calcium-sensing receptor-like. Gene Ontology annotation, cellular component: membrane. The record is from RefSeq and is a predicted model, not a curated record. NCBI's taxonomy places the organism in Eukaryota, Metazoa, Chordata, Actinopteri, Labriformes, Labridae. Gene Ontology annotation, biological process: G protein-coupled receptor signaling pathway. Gene Ontology annotation, molecular function: G protein-coupled receptor activity. The transcript is spliced from 11 exons. Bases 229 to 2910 code for a protein of 893 amino acids.
CAGGAGGGGUAUGUCAUCUGAGAUGUCAGUGUGUCUGUUGUAGUAUGCAUUUUGUCAUCAAAGUUCUUUUGCUUUAUAUGUGGAUGUUAAAAUAUGAAUUUAUUAAUUUAACUUGACCUUUUCUAUUUUAGGAACUGUUUAUUUCAUCCCACAUCUGUUUAAGCUUUGCCAAUGAGAACUUGACCAAGUAUAUUGUGUACAGUUGAAGUGUCCAGAGCUGCUGCAUCCAUGUCUUGGUUCUCCUGCCUCUUUAUUCUGUGGCCAUCCCCCUUCCUGCUGCUUGUGGGGCUUGUUGGCAGACAGCUGGGGCUCAGGGUUGGUCUGCAGGUUGUUCAGACACUGACGUGUUCUCGGUGGGGGUCACCAAGCGACCAAGGUCUGUUCCAGGAGGGAAAUGUUGUAAUUGGCGGCCUCUUCAGUCUCCGCUAUAAUCCUUCGGCUACAUACCAGGACUUUACUCAGCUGCCAUACUACCAAUCCUGCACUGGUUUGGAAAACCUUCCAUUGCAGUACAUGUAUGCUAUGGUUUUUGCUCUGGAUGAAAUCAACCAUAGUGCAACCUUGCUUCCAGGGGUGAAGUUGGGCUACGACAUUCGUGAUAGCUGUGGCAUACACCCUUGGGCAACACAGGCAGCACUGUCACUAGUUGGAGGAGACAGCAGCAGCUGUAAUUCAGCAGCACCAACAAACUAUUCUGCUGGGAAUAAAGAGGAGAUCCGCACAAGUAGUGGUGAUCAGCUCGUUCCACUUAUCAUUGGUGGUUCUUCAUCUGUAGCAGCCAAGACACUUGCAAAAGUCCUGGAGCCACUUUCUGUACCUUUAAUGAGCUACACAGCCAGCUGCCCCUGUUUAAGUGACAGAGCUCAGUAUCCAAACUUCUUCAGGACCAUGCCCAGUGACAUUUACCAAGCAAGAGCAAUGGCACAGCUUGCCAUUCGCUUCAACUGGACUUGGAUUGGGGCAGUGGUAGCAAACAACGAUUAUGGACACAUGGCAGUAAAGGUAUUUCAGGAGGAGACUAAGGGGAAAGAGGUGUGUCUGGCAUUUGUGGAAACUCUCCAAAGAGACAAAAUUGUGAGUGAUGCCAGACAAGCAGCACUCACAAUUCAGGCCUCAACUGCCAGAGUGAUUCUGGUCUUUUCCUGGUAUACAGACGUGAGGGAACUAUUCCUGCAACUAGCCAAGAUUAAUGUGACUGACAGACAGUUUCUGGCCAGUGAGGCUUGGAGCACCAGUAGUAAUCUCCUCCAAAAUCCUAUCACUUCCAAAGUGGCUAGUGGUGUUCUUGGUGUUGCCAUUAAAAGUUCAUCCAUACCUGGGUUUGAAAAUUAUCUACAAAGUUUAAACCCAUCUUAUCGCCCUGACGAUAAGUUCUUAAGAGAAUUCUGGGAAAAGGAGUUUGGUUGUAGUCCCGAAGCCACAAAUCUGUCUGCUUCUCGAGCAAACAGGUUGCUUGUAAAGUCUUCUCUUCCACCCUGCAGUGGUACAGAGUCCCUGGAGAACGUGCAGAAUCACUUGACUGACACCUCUCAGCUGAGAGUGACUUAUAAUGUCUACCUUGCUGUUUAUGCCACAGCCCAUGCCCUUCAUAGCCUUCUCUCGUGCCCAAACAGCAAGAGACAUUCUGAAAACAACAGCUCCACUUGCUUCCUCCCAAAACACAUCAAACCCAUAGAGCUGAUGCAACAGAUGAGCAAAGUGAACUUCACCACACCACAAGGUGAACUGUUAUAUUUUCAAGGGGGCGACGUUCCAGCAAAGUAUGACCUCAUCAACUGGCAGAAAACCCCUGAUGGGGCACUCAAACUUGUCCUGAUUGGCCGUGUUGAUGGAUUUAAGCUUCACCUUGAUGAGUCAGCAAUUCAUUGGAGCACAGGAUCACAACAGGUGCCUGUUUCAGUGUGCAGUGAGAGCUGCCCCCCAGGUACCCGAAAGGCCAACAGGAAAGGAGAGCCCCUCUGCUGCUUUGACUGUAUCCCAUGUGCUGAUGGGGAGAUAAGCAAUACAACUGGUUCUCUUCAUUGUGAGCGAUGUCCAUCUGAGUUCUGGUCCAAUGUUGAACAAACUGCCUGCAUUCCUCGUCAGUUGGACUUCCUUUCCUUUAAUGAAACAUUGGGCAUCACUCUGACUACAGUAGCUGCAUCAGGUGCUGUGGUGACAACAGCUGUGUUUGUGGUAUUUCUUUGCUACCGUCAAACACCCAUGGUGCGAGCCAACAAUUCAGAACUUAGCUUCCUGCUUCUUAUGUCUUUGAAGCUCUGCUUCCUGUGCUCACUGGUGUUCAUUGGUCGUCCAUCAAUCUGGUCCUGUCAGUUCCAGCAGGCAGCCUUUGGGAUCAGCUUUGUACUUUGUGUUUCCUGCCUCCAAGUCAAGACCAUAGUUGUUUUGGCUGCAUUUCGCUCAGCUCGGCCUGGUGCUGGAGCCUUGAUGAAGUGGUUUGGUCCCAGUCAACAGAGAGGGAGUGUCUGCAUAUUUACAAGCAUACAGGUUAUCAUCUGUAUACUUUGGCUAUCCCUCAACCCUCCAGUUCCUUAUGCUGACCUAAAAAUCCCAGGGUUAACUGUCACCCUGAAAUGUGCCAUGGGCUCCGUGGUGGGCUUCCCUCUGGUUCUUGGCUACAUCGGUCUUCUAGCCUGCACCAGCCUCCUCUUGGCUUUUCUUGCUCGGAAACUUCCUGACAACUUCAAUGAGGCCAAACUGAUCACCUUCAGCAUGCUUAUAUUCUGUGCAGUAUGGAUAGCUUUUGUUCCUGCUUAUGUUAGCUCUCCUGGAAAAUACACUGUGGCUGUAGAGAUAUUUGCGAUUCUUGCUUCCAGCUUUGGUUUACUUUUCUGUAUUUUUGCUCCAAAGUGUUUCAUCAUUCUUUUGAGGCCAGAGAAAAACACAAAGAAACAUUUGAUGUCCAGAUAACUCAGAAAAUGCAAAUGCAAUACAUGCUUCACCUAAAGUAUGAGAGCCACUAUAAAUACAAAAAAAUAAUUCUAUUAUCAAAAUGUACUCAUCAGUCUUAAUGUUCCUUUUUUCAACUGUGUAAAAUGUUAGGAUAAAUUCCUGUUACUAUCUGCUAGCUGCAAUAAGUUUUAAUGUAAUAUGUAUAUUUAAACACAUAAGGUAGUGAAAUAGAUGUAAAACUUUUACUGAUGCAACCAUGUUCAGCUUUAGAAAAAUAGCAACAAUAAAUAUUUCUAAAUGAA